Messenger RNA from Danio rerio (zebrafish), 6579 nucleotides. NCBI's taxonomy places the organism in Eukaryota, Metazoa, Chordata, Actinopteri, Cypriniformes, Danionidae. The record is from RefSeq and is a predicted model, not a curated record.
ACGAGUCAGGGUGAGUCUCAGUCAGUCAGUCAGUCAGAUCAGACAGAGCGUGUUGAAGCCCAACCCACGGUCACUUCAGUCGAGACGAACACUCGCACUCAAGCCGAACAGGUGGUCCAGACCCACCUGAGGAGCUCGACAUGAGGAUUUACCGCGUUCUUCACCUGUGUGGAUACAAUGUGGCCGUCGCUUUCUGAAGCUGAAUAGUCCCGAAGAGUUCACACUUCACGCGCUUCCCUGUGCGGAGUCUCCGGGAAUAUCGGGCGAAUAUGAAAGUGACAGUAUGCUUUGGCAGGACCCGGGUGGUCGUUCCCUGCGGGGAUGGGAAUAUCAAAAUACACAAUCUUAUCCAGCAAGCCACAAUGCGCUACAAAAAAGCCAUAGCCAAGGACCCGGGCUACUGGAUACAGGUUCAUCGGCUAGAACACGGAGACGGAGGCAUUUUGGACCUGGAUGAUGUGCUGUGUGAUGUAGCUGAUGAUAAAGACAGGCUGGUGGCGGUGUAUGAGGAGCAGGACCCUCAUCAUGGUGGCGAUGGCACCAGCGCCAGCUCCACCGGCACCCAGAGCCCAGAGCUCUUCACCAGCACUGAACUCAACUCCAGCAACCUGUCAGCCUUCCAGCCCUACCAGACCAGCAGUGAGAUCGAGGUCACACCGAUAACACUCAGAACCAACAUGCCGUUGCAUGUGCGCCGCAGCAGUGAUCCAGCUCUGGUCGGCCUUCCAGAAGCCCAGCUGCAGCCGGAGGAACCGUCCCGUAAUAACCGCACACGUUGGUCUACCACUGCAGGCUUUCUGAAGACCAACACCACCAGUGGAACCAACAGUCUAGAGCGAAAGGGGAAGAAUCUAGAGGCGUACCGCAGUCUACCCCGUGACGUCACCCCCUGGUCUACGCAGUUUCAGAGAGAAAACGCCCGCUCUUCUCUCAGUGCCAACCAUCCCAUGGUAGACCGAUGGCUGGAGCGCCAGGAACAGAACGCUGGGUUUGUUAGUGAAGAGGCUGGAGAGAGGAGGAAAGGCGGAGCGCGAGACUCUGUUCCAGGAGAAUGACUGCAUCGUCCGGAUUAAUAACGCAGACCUGCGCAACAUCCGAUUUGAACAGGCCCAGAAUCUGUUCAGACAGGCGAUGCGUACUCCGCGAAUCCUGUUUCAUGUGGUUCCAGCGGGGAAAAAAGCCCAAUAUGAGGUGCUGUCUCAGAAUGAACUGGGCCUUCAGACUGGAUCGGUAUCCGGAGACAGAGGCAGUCUGGUGGAAGGAGCCUUUAGUCCGAGAAGAAUGUCCAAAGCAGAGUCGACCCGUGGUUAUCCGACAUUACCAAACACAGCAAACCCUUUAAACCAGACCCAACUGGACCCCAUCCAGCCCUCCAGACCCACCAGCACCACCUCAUCUGUGGGAUACUCCAAGAAGAUCGGCCGAAAGUUCAGCGUCCAGCUGCGGAAAGGUCCAGAGGGUUUGGGCUUCAGCAUCACCUCCAGAGAUGUCCCGAUCGGUACUUCUGCCCCCAUAUAUGUGAAGAACAUCCUCCCUCGAGGAGCCGCCAUUCAGGACGGCCGUCUGAAAGCUGGAGACCGCCUGCUGGAGGUGAAUGGAGUGGAUCUGAAUGGUAAAACUCAGGAGGAGGUUGUGGCUCUGCUGCGCUCCACUGCCAUGGGAGGCACUGUAGGCCUUCUGAUCAGCAGACAAGAGGACGCCUUUCUGCCCAGAGAAGCAAAAGAGCAAGAUGACCUCAUUUUGACGCCGGAUGGAACGAGAGAGUUUAUGACCUUUGAAAUCCCUCUCAACGACUCUGGUUCGGCAGGAUUAGGGGUCAGCGUGAAGGGAAACAGAGCCAAAGAGAGUCACGCUGACCUGGGCAUUUUCGUCAAGUCUAUAAUCACUGGAGGAGCCGCCUGCAAGGACGGGCGACUGAGGAUAAAUGACCAGCUGAUAGCCGUUAAUGGCGAGUCUCUACUGGAGAAAACGAAUCAGGAAGCGAUGGAGACCCUGCGCAAGUCCAUGUCCAUCGAGAGCAACAAGAGAGGCAUGAUUCAGCUGAUAGUGGCCCGGCGGAUCGCUGGAAGAGGAGAGGAGUCUCCGGGUAGUCCUCCUGUGCAUCUGCAAUCUCCACGAGACGAACACGAGCGGCGGAUCUCUCAGUCUCUGUAUCCCGAGAGUCCUGUCGACAAACACACACCACGGUCCACCAUGAAGGCCAGGAUGAUGGGUCACUUCCAGCUGUCUCCGACUGUGAAUAUGCCCCAGGACGACACUGUUAUCAUUGAAGAUGACCGUCCGCCUGUUCUUCCGGCCCGUCUGUCAGAUCAGUCUUCAUCCAGCUCUCAUGAUGAUAUGGGCUUUGUGACGGAGAUAUCCGAGUCCUGGACCAGGGAUGUGCAGAUACCUGACGACAGUACGCUCAGUCCAGAUUUGGAUAUGGAUAUGGAUAUGUUUCAGAGGGAAGGCUUUGGCCGGCAAAGCAUGUCAGAAAAGCGGACCAAACAAUACAGCGACCCUACUCAACUGGACAUCAUCCAGAGUCGCAAGUCCAAGAGUAUGGAUUUAGGCAACUCCAGCAGAGAUGUGUGGAAGAAGACACAGAAGAAAGCUCACGGUCAGGCCACGACUCCAUUUCUACAGCCACAGACCUCACUCUUCCACCCUCCAACACUGAGAUCAACGGAGAACGCACCAAAGACGAUAAGAAAAAGGACAAGAAAGACAAGAACAAAGCCAAGAAGGGAGUGCUGAAGGGCCUGGGCGACAUGUUCAGGUUUGGCAAAAACCGCAAAGACGAAAAAAUGGAGCGCAAGGGUUCGAGUAAAAGCAAGAUGGAGGAGAUGACGGCCAGCGAGGAGGAGAUGCAAAGAAUGAGACUGGAACAGGAGAGGAUUCAGGCAAAGACGCGCGAGCUGCGGGAGCGUCAGGCCAAAGAGCGCGAGUAUGCAGAGAUCCAGGACUUCAGCCGGCCGCUGAGCUCAGACGAGGAGCACACCUACGCCGGCAUCGGCUCUCUGGACUCGUCUCUGGACAGCAGUCUAGAUCUGAGCCUCACGCCAGGACAGGAGCGUCCGUUGGGCCCUAGAGAGCCACCGCUGGCCCUUGAGACCCUGUACGCCCAGGUCAACAAGCCCCGCAGCAACCGGACGGCCCCUGCAGACAGCAACAGACUGGCGCCUAGCAACCAUGACCGGAUACAGCGGCUACGGCAAGAGUUCCAGCAGGCCAAACAUGAGGAGGAACCCGACGACCGGCGCCGAUCCUACAGCUUUCAGCAGCAGCAGCAGCAGCAGCCAUGGGCCAAUACGGGUUCUUACACACCGACAGGACGGCACUCGGUUUCUUUAGAAGUGCAAGUGCAGAAACAGAGGGAGGACAGAGACUCCUUCACACAAGCCCAGAGGCAGUACAACUCCUUACCACGACAACCCCGUAAAAACCCCAGCACCGUGUCUCAAGACUCCUGGGAGAAAGUCUAUCCUCCUGGCGAUGUCUUCCAGACGGCCAAAGAAAACUCACGUUAUUCCAUCCACCAGGGGUCCCGGACCGCCAACGGGUACCUGAGUCCCACCCCCACUGGCAUGAAUGCCCGAGUCCUGCUGGAAACCCAGGAGCUGCUAAGGCAAGAACAGAGGCGCAAAGAGCAGGAGGCUAAAACUAAGCUGCCAACAAUGGAGGAGAAACCAACCCCAAACCAAACACCGAUUCCUACUCCACCCAAAGGCCCAUUUCGGCAAGAUGUGCCUCCAUCGCCCACCCAACUGGCCCGACUCAACCGUCUGCAGACCCCGGAGAAAAACAGACUCUUCUACUCCUGAGAUCAAAACUGGAUGUUUAUCACAGCAAUAAUACUGAAUGGAGAUGGACAGAGGUUUUUGAUUUUACUCUAUUAUGAAAUCUUUGUAUACACUGAAGAUCUUUGUUUAAUAUUCAUCUCCUUUUCUUUUCUUUUGAUACAUGUCUGUGUGUGUGUGUGCACUGCAAAAUGGAUUUAUUACUUGGUGGUUUAUGAGGACUUACAUUUGUAUAAUGACAUGGUUAUGACCUCGGGUUUACAAUGCUGCAGUGGUUUAUUAGGACAUGCCUCGUGUCCUCAUAAUUCAGAACACCUAAAAUCACACUCAAUGUGGUAUUUUGGGUUGGGUUUAGAGGUAUUGGUAGGGUAAGGCAAUAUAAUAAGUGGUUUAUACAGUAUAAAAUACUUUAAGCCUAUGAAGAGUCCUCAUAAACCACCAAAACGAGUGUGUGUGUGGUGUGUGUGUGUGUGUGUGUGUGUGUGUGUGGGUGUGUGUGUGUGUGUGUGUGUGUGUGUGUUUUGUGCUGGUGUUUUUGGUUUAUGAGAACAUACAUUAGCAUAAUGAAAUGGGUAUGACCUAGGUUUUACAUUGCUGCAGUGGUUUAUUAGGACACGCCUUGUGUCUUCAUAAUUCAAAAUAACUAAAAUCAUACUUGAUAGUGUAUUUUUGGUUGGGCUUAGAGAUUAUGGUGGGGAAAGUCAAUAUAAUACGGGUUUAUUACGGUAUAAAAGACAUCAAACAUAUGGAGAGUCCUCAUAAACCACCAAAACCAUUGUGAGUGUGUGUGUUCACAUUCAUUGACAGUGUGGCAGGUUCUGUUGACAAUCACAUGACAGGCGCCUGAGGCUUUAAGGCUGGUUGUGGUGGUUUAUGAGGACAUAGAUUUGUAUAAUGGCAUGGGUAUGACCUAGGUUUUACACAGUGGUUUGUCAUGACAUGCCUUGUGUUCUCAUAAUGCAAAACACACACGAAAAAAAUCAUACUGAACAGGGUAUUUUGGGUUGGGUUUAGAGGUAUUGGUUGGGUAAGGCAACAUAUAUGGUUUUUACAGUGUAAAAUACAUUAAGCCUAUGGAGAGUCCUCAUAAACCACCGAAGCCAAUGUGAGUGUGUGUGUUUGUGUUGAAUUCAUUGACGGUGCGGCAGGUUCUCUUGACAAUCACAUGACAGGCGCCUGAGGCUUUGAGACAGGGCUGUUUCCUCCAUAUUGUGACCUACAUAUCAUGUUUUUGUCAAGUGUGCCGAGAACAUGAAGGCGGGUGAAUUUCAGUACGCCUGUCAGGAACACGUCUGGGUCACAUUUCACCGCAAAAUCAAAACACAAAAAUAUGCAAUAUUUAGCUUUCAGAAGGAUGCCUGAUCCUGGCUCCAUAAAUAUAAUUUUCAUUGUGAUGUUUUUAACGCAGAGCCCAACACUUAUGACAAAUACAUGCCAUGGCCAUGCACAAGUUAAGCAUUUGUUAUUAAUUUCUUUUGUAGCAUUCAUCAUUUAGCUUCCAUUAGUUGACGUGAACUAAUAACUAAAACACUAAAGUGUGCAUUAAUCUAAUGGCAUCUGUCUGUUUAAUGCACAUGAGUGAAUUAAAAGUGAACAAUUGCAAUACAGUAACAGUUACAAAAAUAUAUAAAGCUGCAACAAAUGCACUGAUCAUUAUUAGCUAGAAUGUUAACUAGUGAGACCUUUUUGCCAUUUGCUUGCUUUGUUUUGUUAACUCUUGACCACUUUUUAUUAAUUAGUUCUUCUGUUUUAGUUAAAUCAAGGCCACAAAUCCAUUUGUUGUCUUAAUAUAGUUGGAUUAUUAAUUAUGUAAACGCUAUUUCAUUAAAAUAAGGGAACCCUUUUAGUUCAAUAGCCACAAAUAGGGAACAAAUCUCAAUUCAAUAUCCACAAAUAGGGAACAAAUUUUAAUUUAAUAUCCACAAAUAGGGAACAAAUUUUAAUUUAAUAUCCACAAAUAGGGAACAAAUUUUAAUUUAAUAUCCACAAAUAGGAAACAAAUGUUAAUUUAAUAGCAAUAAAAUCUUGGAAUUUGUACACAUUAUUCAUUUUAUGUACAAUUAUGUGGCAUUAUAGCUCUUGCUUGUUCGUUUCUGUUAUUACUGAAAUUUUAAAAAGAAAUCAGCACAACAAAUAUCAAUGAUUUAAAUAUAUUUUCCAAUUGAAACAACUUAAUUUUUAUGUCAUAGUUCUGAUAUCGAGAUUGCAUUACACUAAUCAGAAUUUAGUGUGAGUAUGUCUGUGCGUGUAUGUGUGUGUGUGUGCAUGUGUCACUGAACGUACUUAAUAGAGUAUGGUAAGGUUACAACCCCUCAACCCUCAGCUCUCUGCUACUGAAACCCCCAUUAACCCAUCAUACUUCUCAAUCCUUCCUCAUGUGACACUUUCCAUCUCCCCCUACUUCACAAUUGAUUCCUUCAUCAAUUUAGCAGUCCCUGUUCUACCAGUAAUAAGCUGGAAACAGAUCUCACUCGUCUCACAGCAUGCAGUACAUCCCAGAAUUCAGGAAUCAGGGAAUAUAUAUGUAACUUGUAAAAUACUUCCCAAAUACUAAAAAAUCUGUGUUAUUAGUUCUUGAAAUGAGAUACAGUAACAUGCAGUUUUAUCCAUCAGGAAUUAGUAUGUUUUUAGCCUUAUACAUGUAUUUGUAUGAUCAUAUUGAAUACUGGUGAAUCCCAAUCAACAGAAAACACAUUAGUAUAGGACUCAUGUGAUGAGCAAGAAGCAAGAAGGGUACUGGUUUGAGCCUCGGUUGGGUCAGUUGGCAUUUCUAUGUGUGGAGUUUGCAUGUUCUUCCAGU